AUGGGAAGAGGAAGAGUUGAGUUGAAGAGGAUAGAGAACAAGAUAAACAGGCAGGUCACAUUUGCAAAGAGGAGAAAUGGGGUUCUCAAGAAAGCCUAUGAGCUAUCUGUUCUCUGUGAUGCUGAGGUUGCUCUCAUCAUCUUCUCCAACCGUGGCAAGCUUUAUGAGUUUUGUAGCAGCUCUAGCAUGCUCAAAACUCUUGAAAGGUACCAGAAGUGCAGUUAUGGUGCUGUGGAAGUUAGCAAACCUGGCAAAGAACUUGAGAACAGUUACCGUGAAUACUUGAAGCUGAAAGGAAGAUUUGAAUCUCUUCAAAGGACCCAGAGAAACCUUCUAGGGGAAGACUUGGGUCCACUGAAUACCAAAGAACUUGAGCAACUUGAACGGCAAUUGGAUUCAUCUCUGAAGCAAGUGAGGUCCACAAAGACACAAUUCAUGCUGGACCAGUUAUCUGAUCUUCAAAAUAAGGAGCAAAUGUUGGUAGAAGCAAACAGAUCCUUGACAAUGAAGCUGGAAGAAAUCAAUUCAAGAAAUAACUAUAGGCAAUCAUGGGAAGCUGGUGAUCAAAGUAUGCAAUAUGGUGGUCCACAGAAUGCUCACUCUCAGAGCUUCUUCCAACCAUUGGAAUGCAAUCCCACAUUGCAGAUUGGUCCUGACUACAGGUACAAUACUGUAGCACCAGAUCAGAUAACUGCCACAACUCAAUCUCAACAAGUGACUGGGUUUAUUCCUGGAUGGAUGCUUUGAGCUAAGUUCACUAUUUAUCUGGCUACAUAAAACCAAACACCGUGCAAA
Molecule: messenger RNA, 795 nt
Organism: Gastrolobium bilobum
Lineage: Eukaryota; Viridiplantae; Streptophyta; Magnoliopsida; Fabales; Fabaceae
Product: agamous-like MADS-box protein MADS2
Exons: 8
Coding region: 1-747 (248 amino acids)
Biological process (GO): positive regulation of transcription by RNA polymerase II
Cellular component (GO): nucleus
Molecular function (GO): protein dimerization activity; DNA-binding transcription factor activity, RNA polymerase II-specific; RNA polymerase II cis-regulatory region sequence-specific DNA binding
Source: RefSeq, a predicted model, not a curated record